This is a messenger RNA of Numida meleagris (helmeted guineafowl), 3030 nucleotides long. RefSeq names its product low density lipoprotein receptor class A domain containing 3 (gene LDLRAD3). The record is from RefSeq and is a predicted model, not a curated record. Gene Ontology annotation, molecular function: protein binding. Bases 1 to 1128 code for a protein of 375 amino acids. The transcript is spliced from 6 exons. Gene Ontology annotation, cellular component: plasma membrane. NCBI's taxonomy places the organism in Eukaryota, Metazoa, Chordata, Aves, Galliformes, Numididae. Gene Ontology annotation, biological process: receptor-mediated endocytosis.
AUGGGGCGGCCCCCGAGUGGCGAACUGCCCUCUCUGAAGCUUGGCUCCUACCGAUUUCCCUUAAGGAGAGCAGACCUGUCGCUGGCAGUGUGUCCUGCCGCGAGCGGGUGCUCCGAUAGCCAGCUGCUGCCUGGGAAUAAUUUCACGAAUGAAUGCAACAUACCUGGAAACUUCAUGUGCAGCAAUGGGCGCUGUAUCCCAGGGGCCUGGCAGUGUGAUGGGCUGCCAGAUUGCUUUGAUGACAGCGAUGAGAAGGAAUGCCCGAAAGUCAAGUCCAAGUGUGGUGCCACCUUCUUCCCCUGUGCCAGUGGAAUCCACUGCAUCAUUGGCCGCUUCAGGUGCAACGGCUUCGAGGACUGUCCUGAUGGGAGCGAUGAGGAAAAUUGCACAGCCAAUCCUUUGCUUUGCUCUACUGCCCGAUUCCACUGUAAAAAUGGUCUUUGCAUUGAUAAAAGCUUCGUGUGUGACAGUCAAAAUAACUGUCAAGACAACAGUGAUGAAGAAAGCUGUGAAAGUCCUCAAGAGGCAGGCAGCGGCCAAGAUUACGUGACCUCAGAAAAUCAGCUGCUCUACUACCCCAGUAUUACCUAUGCUAUCAUUGGUAGCUCUGUCAUUUUUGUACUCGUGGUGGCCUUUCUUGCCUUAGUCCUGCAUCACCAACGAAAACGCAACAAUCUCAUGACCCUGCCAGUGCAUCGCCUGCAGCACCCUGUGCUGCUGUCCCGGCUGGUGGUCCUUGAUCACCCACACCACUGCAGUGUCACCUACAACGUCAACAAUGGGAUCCAGUACAUGUCCAACCAGACCUACCACAGGCCAGUGGAUCUGGACUCACCUCCAUCCUAUUCAGAGGCUGUGCUGGACCAAAGACCACCUUGGUUUGACCUUCCUCCACCCCCUUAUUGUUCUGAAUCUGAAUCCCCUAAUCAGCCAGAUCUCCCUCCUUACCGGUCUCGGACAGGAAGCUUGGUGAGCGCAGACACCCCCACGGCUGGAAGCCCGCUGGGCACAGACAGCGGCUCGACAAGAGAUGUCCAUGAGAGCAUGGAUGGCCAUAGAACCCUUCUUGAGAGGACAGCAGAUCCAAGCAAUUCUCUGGUCAACCAUGUUGAUGAAAGAGAAGUGUAACUGCUUCAGUGUUUGGGACGGACAGGAAGAGAUUCACUUUUUCUACUCUGUAUGGUUUGAUUUGCUGUUGCUAAAAGGUUCAGGCAGACGUGUGCCUGAAUAAUGACUUGAUUUUUAUCCAUGUUAAUUUUUGAAUUCAGCAUUUUGUGCUCAUCAAAGACAGAGCUGUGAGAGCUGAACGUAGAGUUGCAUCGGUUCUCCACAAUAUUCCUGCAAGCAGGUUCUAAUUCAGACUAGCAAGAUAAACAGUGCUAUGCCGAAGAACUGAUGCACCGUAUUUCUUGGAAUAUAUACUGUAUAUGAAUGUAGAUAUGUGCAUGUGUAAUAUAUAUGAAUGUUGCACACAAAAGCUAUGCCAGAGCUCUUGUUUCUAGACUGCUUCCUGUCCUAUGUGAGCUGUUUCUUCCAGCUGCCUAGUGCCAGCUGGUGGUCAUUGAAACAUGAGAGAGGCAGUCCUUCAGGAGGAAUGAAACCCAGUGUUAAGCCCACUGGAUGCACUCAAAUUGCAGAAGAUGGUGUAGAUGGCCCUUCUCUUCCUUGCCGAGAACUUUCUCCUUGUGAAUGUAAUUUUCGCUUUUAGCUUGUGAUGAUGCAACAAAUCUCUAACUGAACAAACAAGUGUUUUUUAUUUUUAUUCCCCUGCUCCAGUGCUAGUACUGAGGCCAAAUUUGCAUAGAUUUUCUCGGGAAAACCACAGAGGUUGGCUCAUCUGUCAAACUUCAGUCUCACCAGGGAGGCAGUGAAUCUCAACAAACCAGUGCAAGACUUCAAACAUGGCAAAACAACGUCACUCUAUAUGUUUCUUCUUAAAAAUAAAAAAUAACAAGCAAACGAGACCAAAACUUUUCCAGCUAAAUCUUGAACACCAAAACCAGCCUGAAUUGAACACCCAUCAUGGAAAAUUUCUGUGUGAAUGACUAGCUUGUUAAUUUCUGAAACAACCAAAAGCAGGUGAAAGGUUUAGGGCUUGUAAGCAUAUGCACAUGCGUAGAUACACGUUUGGUACUUUAUGUAUGUAUAUAAAUAGUGUACUGCGUAGGUUUAGCUCUGUUUGUACCUGUAGAACUCCAAAGUCUCGACGUUUUUCUUUUGACAUUCUCAUUGUUUCUUCUUUGUUUGCCAUUAUUCAUUUUCAUUUGGUUCAAAUUCUGGUUUCUUCAGGUAAACAAUUAUUUUUAUCUAUUUUGAGUUUUUCUCUCUUAACUCUUAGAAUGUUCUCCCAUGAAAUACGCUUCAGUGCACAGCGUUGAAUCACCCACAAGAAAGCAACUCAAAGGUAAAGGUAUUCAGGGUGGAAAGAGGGAAGGUAAACUGUGAAUUUUAAUGCCGCUGCAGUGCUGUGCUUGUGCUUAAUAUACAGAAGAGAAUGCAGCGUCUUUUCUCUUGUCUGGAGGGAAAUUGGCCUUGAAGAAUUUUUUCUAUUUGUCUGUUAGAGACAUUUCCCACUCCUCCUCUUCCAUACGAAGAACAUUGUCAGUAAACAGGCUUUGCUGUUUAAUGGAAAGGAGGAAAACUACUGUUCGCCCAAACCCCCUGCUUUGUUUCCUCCCUGUUUAAGGUAACAUCUUUCCCCCAAAGGUUAGAUGCUCAGGACUCAAGAAUUCUUGAGUGUGGGUGUAGGUAGUGGAGUGAUUGAAGUUCAGACUCAGUUCCAACACAUAAAACUGAAUCGGUUUUGUGUUUGUUUUUGUUUGUUCAUUUGUUUGUUUUAUUUCCAUGUCUGGAGUCAGCUGACAUGGUAUGUGGGAGGCGGGCACCAGAUGGAUUUACAAGCAGAGGUCCUUCCAGGGCUGAGGUGACACAGUGGGGACACUGUGAAACUGUAGUGCUGAUGGUCUUGGCUUUGUUUGGAAAUAAAUUAACAGCAGCCUUUCCUUAUGGGCUUAGGCAGCCUAUCCUGAA